AUGUUACCCGAAAAUAUCAGCAAAAGGAACACCGGAGUACCAGGGGCACUAGUCGUACUCAUGGAUAUCGUUAAGAUUCAACAAACUGCGGUGGAGGAACAUCAGAUUUUGCAUCGGGACUGUAGUCUCAACAACGCGAUGAUCCUAGAUGAACUUGAAGGUACUAGUGAAGGGUUUCUUAUUGACUGGGAGUUUGCCGUUCGGAUUGCCACGGAUCAUAAAUAUCCCAUCGGCGGUACAGGCACAGUCCCUUUCAUGUCACGCGGACUUCUCAACCAAUUUGUGGUCCUGCAGCAGGAGGCAGACCUGGAAUCGAAGAAGAAGCAGACAAAGAAGAAGAAAGAGACUCGGGGACGCAAUUCAGUCGACAAACCAAAAACCCCGAAAUCAUCCUCUGAUUCUCUGGCGCUACCUGUAUCAUAUGUCAUCCAAGGCUUUGCGGAUGACCUGGAGUCCCUUUUUUCGUGUUCGCUUGGGUCUGCAUCAAGUUUAGUGGUCCCAACGAGUGGGCGUAGAGUUCUGGUGGACAACAUGAUCCACCCUGUUACCUUCAACACCAUUCUUGCUGUACUCAACUCUCAUCUCGACAAACUCCCCGAUGACGAGGAGCUCGUAUCUACUGUGAACAUGCUCAAGAAGGAUGCUGUCAUUCUCACGCACCGUGUCAAGGGCAAACAUAUUGCUUCAGACUCUCCCUCUGUGGUAGCACCCAAGCAGCAGAAGUCUCAUCAUAGUGAUACCGAGUCCGACUCAGCAUCGGGCAGUGACGCAUGA
Molecule: messenger RNA, 774 nt
Organism: Suillus discolor
Lineage: Eukaryota; Fungi; Basidiomycota; Agaricomycetes; Boletales; Suillaceae
Exons: 5
Coding region: 1-774 (257 amino acids)
Source: RefSeq, a predicted model, not a curated record